This is a messenger RNA of Penicillium expansum, 294 nucleotides long. RefSeq lists its product as uncharacterized. The transcript has 2 exons. Lineage: Eukaryota; Fungi; Ascomycota; Eurotiomycetes; Eurotiales; Aspergillaceae. The record is from RefSeq and is a predicted model, not a curated record. The coding region runs from base 1 to 294 and encodes 97 amino acids.
AUGCGAAACUCGAUGAGCUUCCCACGCUUGAAUUACACUAGGGCGAGCAGAGCUACCGCUCUCAUCUCACUUCCCUAUGUGCAUCUGUCUAUAUUCACGGUUUCUUAUUCGAAGGCUCAUUAUUCUAUUCUGUGUAUCUUAAGUUCUAUUUUGUUUUAUGUGCACAUUGAUGGGAGCGAUAUCUUUUUUUAUUUGACGGUUAGAUUUACCUUCUUUAUCUUCAAGUACCAAUCAGUUCUUGAUUUCAAAUCUAUCCCUCGUUCCCUUCCCUUUCAUCUUUGUCCUGGUGACUGA